This is a messenger RNA of Blastocystis hominis, 347 nucleotides long. RefSeq lists its product as hypothetical. The transcript has a single exon. NCBI's taxonomy places the organism in Eukaryota, Bigyra, Opalinata, Blastocystidae. The record is from RefSeq and is a predicted model, not a curated record. Gene Ontology annotation, biological process: ubiquitin-dependent protein catabolic process; protein ubiquitination. Gene Ontology annotation, cellular component: cullin-RING ubiquitin ligase complex; nucleus. Gene Ontology annotation, molecular function: zinc ion binding; ubiquitin protein ligase activity; cullin family protein binding. Bases 1 to 333 code for a protein of 110 amino acids.
AUGGAAGUAGAGAACAAGGAGGAGCAGACGGGGCGAUUUAAGAUCAAGGAUUGGAACGCCGUCGUGAUGUGGUCGUGGAAUAUGGAUGUUGACACGUGUGCUAUUUGUCGAAGCAAACUGAUGACGUUGUGCAUCGACUGCCAGGCCAAGGUGAAUUCAGGAGAGAAGGGUGACUGUAAAGUAGGUUUGUUCAAUUCGCGUAAUCUUCAGGUUGCAUGGGGUGUGUGUAACCACGCAUUCCACGCCCAUUGUAUUGAUCGCUGGUUGAAGACGAAGAAAGAGUGUCCGCUCGACAUGAAGCCUUGGGAGCUGAAGAAGACCGAUUCGCUGUAAUUUAUGACUCUACA